CUGUCCUUCGUGGCAUCCUGAGACAAUGCCUCAGUCCGUUACCCUUGCCUGAAGACCAUGCAUGGUGAACAUGCAUUAGGAAGGAGGUUUUGGCUUUAGAGAACAGAAGAAGCAACAUAUCUACUAAUGGGAAAGUAUACCAAAGGAGUGGCUAUUUCUGCUUUGAUGUGCUUAUCUCAGGUUCCUCAAGUGCAAAUGCAGGAAAGCUGUACAAAUGCUGACCAUUGUGCAAAUGUAAACUGGGUCCAUCUCUGGUAUAUCUGGCUUGUAGUUGCAGUUGGUGGACUCCUCCUCUUCUGUGGCCUAGUCUGCCUUUGUGUGAAGUGUUGCUGUCUUAACUGCCAACCUGCAAGAGAAGACACCAGCCCCCCACCCUAUGAGGUCACAGUCAUUGCAUUUGAUCAUGACAGCAGCACCAUUCAAAGCACCAUCACAUCCCUCCAUUCGGUGUUUGGCCCAGCUGCUAAGAGAAUACUAGCCGUGGCUCAUGCCCACAGUGCUGUGCAAGCAGUGCCUCCCUCUGCUGGAACAGAAACACCUCCCGUUUAUGAAGAGGCUAUCCAGAUGAGUAGGUUCACUGUGGCUAAAAGCAGAGAAAGUGCACCUGAGCUGCAGCCAGUGUCAGAGGAGAAGCAGAUGGUUGAUGAGAAAGGAAAUGGAACAUAUACUGUCUCACAUCCAUGAAGCCAAGGCUCCAUCAAGAAGAACUGCAAAGGGUUAUAACUUGAGGGCAGGGUGACUAGAUGUCAUAACUGCAAAAGAGUACAAAGCAACACAAAAUGUAGGACAUUUAAGUAAAAAUGGAGGACUUUAUAAAAUAAAAGCUAAAAACACACAUAUAAAUCCAUGCUUCUUGGCCAUGCUCAAAAUGGAGGACAUUUUGGAAUUCCUCCUGGACAGAAGUCUGAACUGUAGGAUGUGCCUUGGAAAAAGAGGAUGCCUGGUCACCGGGUCUGAAAGAGACAUCGUGGAAUGUACAAUGGCAACCUUUGGGAUGAAUCUUUUUUAGAUUGUUCACAUCCAA
This is a messenger RNA of Sceloporus undulatus (fence lizard), 1024 nucleotides long. RefSeq names its product transmembrane protein 52B (gene TMEM52B). The transcript is spliced from 5 exons. Bases 127 to 684 code for a protein of 185 amino acids. The record is from RefSeq and is a predicted model, not a curated record. Lineage: Eukaryota; Metazoa; Chordata; Lepidosauria; Squamata; Phrynosomatidae.